This is a messenger RNA of Oryzias latipes (Japanese medaka), 2534 nucleotides long. It is a transcript of the gene tap2t, whose product is annotated as transporter associated with antigen processing, subunit type t, teleost specific. Gene Ontology annotation, molecular function: ATP binding; ABC-type oligopeptide transporter activity; ATP hydrolysis activity. NCBI's taxonomy places the organism in Eukaryota, Metazoa, Chordata, Actinopteri, Beloniformes, Adrianichthyidae. Gene Ontology annotation, biological process: transmembrane transport. The record is from RefSeq and is a predicted model, not a curated record. Gene Ontology annotation, cellular component: membrane.
UACUGCCCUCUUGUGGUCUUUCCGUACACACGAGAAGUGCACUAUAUAGACCCGAAAACCUCUUUUAGUUGAACCCUGUAGUUCUGCUGUAGGGAAACUAACCCCACAAAAAUAAGACUAGAGUGUCAUGUUCCUGUUCCACGUCCGUUUCUUUGACAAACGCGCAUGCGCCUCGAGCCGCGAGCAAAAGUGAAACCGAAAGACAGAACCUGCACCCAAAAACACUGACUGACGGUCCACUUCACUGACAGUCAGAAGCCCACAGAGAAGGAGCCACAAAGUCUGACUUCAGAAAAUCAAACUUCAACCCCACAUCCUCUGAGGGAAAAUGGGUGGGGUGGCCUUGCAUGGAGUGCUGGUCGUUCUCCUGGAUGUUCUCCUGAGCUCCUCUGUCUGGUUGUCCCUGUUCCUGCUGGAGUUCUCCAGCUGUGGUGGACUGGCAGGAGCGUGGGCCUCUGGGGCAGUAAGGUGGGCCGUCCUCCAUGCGUUUGCCUCUGUGCUGAUGGAUGGAAAGCCCCACGGCGGGCUCCACCGGUUCGUGGCGCUCCACUGCCUCCUCACCCCUGUGUAUGAAACGGGACUCUUCCUGAGGGCGCCCGCCGCAGAGUCGUACAUGGGACCGUUCCCCGACGUCGGCGUGCUGCUGCUGGGGGCGGCCUCCUCAGCGUUGGCCUGUGCAGUUUGGGAAAUCGGACUGUUUGGAGAGCAAAAGGAAAAGGACAGCGCUAACUUGGAUGCUAAGAAGCUGCUGGCGAGGGUGCUGAUUUACUAUAAACCAGACACACUUUACCUAAUCGCGGCUUUCACCUUCCUCAUUUUAGGAGUCAUCUGUGACACUUACAUCCCUUUGUAUGAAGGGAAAUUAAUCGAUAUGAUCAGCGGUCAGGCUCGUCAGACUCACUUCGCCUCUGCAAUUGGACUGCUGAUCCUUUAUUCUGUUGGAAGCUCACUUUUCUCCGGCUUCAGAGGAGGAAUAUUCAUGUGUUCACUGGCCAGGCUAAACAAGAGGCUGAAGCACUUCCUGUUUCACAGCCUCCUCCGGCAGGAGAUUCACUUCUUUGAGGAGAACAAACCAGGGCAGCUUUCCUCCCGCCUGCACAGCGACAUUGAUCGGAUGGGCCGGACUGUGGCGUUGAACGCUAACGUAGCAGUUCGGAGCACGGUCAAAACCUGCCUCAUGCUCAGGGUGAUGCUGGGACUGUCCUGGGAGCUCACGCUGCUCACCUGCAUAGAGAUGCCUCUUCUGGCCAUGAUACAAAACAAAUACAUCACCCUGAACAAGGAGCUGAAGGAUCAGACACAGGAAUGCCACGCUGAUAUCAAAGACCUGGCGUCCCAGACGAUCGGUGGAAUCCGAACAGUCCGAACCUUCAGGGCGGAGAAAGAGGAGCUGAGGCGGUAUCACGCUUCUCUGGAGACGCUGUGUUCCAUCAGGAGGCGCUCGGGGGUCUACGGCGCGGUGUAUCUCCUCUGUCGGAGGGUGGUGACUCUAGGAAUAAAGCUCAUCAUGCUGAUUCAGGCUCGCAGUCUCAUCUCCUCCGGCCAGCUCAGCGUCGGGAGUCUGCUGACCUUUUUCUUGUACCAGAAGCCCAUGUCAGUCAACUUAAGGGAGAUCAUGUUUUGCCGUGGAGAAACAAUGUCAACGGUUGGGGUCAUUGCCAAGGUGCUGAGUUACCUGGACAGGGAACCAAAGUGCAAGAAGGAAGGAGACUUGUGUCCGGAGAAGCUGGAGGGGAGAAUUGUUUUCCAAGAUGUCUCCUUCAGCUACCCCUCUGCUCCUCCAGGUCAAUUCGCUCUGAAGUCAGUGUCGAUGGAGUUGCAGCCGGGGAAGAUCACGGGCCUGGUAGGUCUCUCUGGCAACGGGAAGACUUCUUGUGUCAGCCUGCUGAAGAGGCUGUAUGAACCUCAGGAGGGUCAGAUCCUGCUAGACGGAAAACCGCUUCAUCUAUACCAAAGCAAGUACCUUAACCAGAAGAUUGCCCUGGUUUCCCAGAAUCCCGUGCUGUUUUCAGGCUCCCUCAGAGACAACAUUGUUUAUGGUUUGAAGGACUGCCCUCCUGAGAGGGUUGAAGCUGUUGCGAAGAACGUCAACGCCCACAGCUUUAUUUCAGAGAUGGAGAAUGGAUAUGACACAGAUGUUGGAGAGUGUGGAGGCAAACUCUCAGAGGGACAGAAGCAGAUCAUCGCCGUGGUCAGAGCUCUGGUUCGAGAUCCAAAGGUCAUCAUUCUGGAUGAAGCAACCAGCAAAUUAGAUAUAGAGUCUCAGCACACAGUGCUGAAGGAAGUUCUUUCUCAGAGGCGGACAGUCCUGAUUGUGACUCAUCAGCUGAAGAUUCUAGAAAAGGCGGAUCACAUCAUCUUCCUGGAGCAGGGGUCCGUCGUGGAGGAGGGGACUCACCUGGAGCUUAUGGACAGGAAAGGACACUACCAUCGUUUAAAGGAGGAGUUGUUCUCAAAGCAGCUGAACUGUUGAAGCUGUUUGUCCACUGUUUACCGGCUCAUAAAGGUGGAAAUGAAGGUUCUGCUGCAUCCUC